GCUGGCCGAGACAGUGCGAACAUCAGGGCGAAAUGCAAGGCGUUUUGGGAGCUGGUGGACUCGACGCCCCGCCUGAAGGGCAUGAUGGUGCAGGCGGAGGAGAAAGCAGUUAUCUCCUGGUGAUCGUGUUAAUGAUCAUCUACCAAGAUGCCUCGAAAACUGAUUAAAUUCCUGGUCCUGUUCGACAAUACUUCACUCUUGUACUUUCCUGGACAAUUUUUAUCCGGAAGGGUUUUGUUGGAACUUCAGGAGGAUAUUCCCACAUUAGGUCUGCAUUUCCAUGUGAUCGGUGAAGGUGUAGUAAAAGUCAGAUCUUCACGUGAUGUCAGAACAAGAGACAGAGAGAACUAUAUUGAUUUCAGGAUGAGAUUACUUGGGGAACCAGGUCAAGGUGCCACUGUCCUAUCGCCAGGCAUCCACAGCUUCCCUUUCAAACUAGGCCUGCCUUUAGGUCUACCUUCCACGUUUCUCGGUAAACACGGUUGGGUACAAUAUUAUUGCAGAGCCGCACUCAGGGAGCCCCAUGGGGUCACCCAUAAAAAUCAACAGGUGUUCAUCGUUAUGAACCCUGUGGAUUUGAAUUUGGAACCACCUGUAUUGGCGCAACCUUAUCGGUGUGCAGUGUCCCACAAAGUUGGGGGCGUGGCCUGUGUGGGGGGCGGAGCCCUGGUUUGUGACGUCAGUCUGGACAGAGGCGGAUAUGUUCCUGGUGAGACUGUCCUUAUCAAUGCGACUGUUACGAAUGACAGUGGGAUAACUAUUAAAAAUAUCAGAGCGGCCUUAACGGAGACUAUAGAAUACAAGGCCCAAGGAAAAGUCGUGAGGACGGAGCGCCGCGAAUUGGCGGCCAUAACUCGUGGGGGGCGCAUCAGACCUGGAGAGACUUGCAAAUGGCGUAAGGAGCCCCUGCACGUGCCCCCUUUGCCCCCGACGAAUCUUAGGGGAUGCCAUUUGAUGGACGUCAAGUACGACGUCUACUUUAUAAUCGAGCCCAAAAGCCUGGACAAAGAAGUGAAACUUCAGCUGCCAAUUGUAGUGGCAACUUAUCCGUUGAGGACAGGAGAUGCCGGCGCCAAUGGCGACGAGACUUUGGGGGGCACCCUGAGGGCCAAUUUGGCGGAGGCUCACUAUCCGUCGACUUUGCCCGUUUUUAGACCGUGGAUACAUAACAAGGCGUAGGGGGAAGUAGACA
Ctenocephalides felis (cat flea) is the source of this 1192-nucleotide messenger RNA. Its product is annotated as arrestin domain-containing protein 2-like. The transcript has 7 exons. The record is from RefSeq and is a predicted model, not a curated record. Gene Ontology annotation, cellular component: cytoplasm. Gene Ontology annotation, biological process: protein transport. Lineage: Eukaryota; Metazoa; Arthropoda; Insecta; Siphonaptera; Pulicidae. The coding region runs from base 148 to 1179 and encodes 343 amino acids.